This is a messenger RNA of Aphanomyces invadans, 1322 nucleotides long. RefSeq lists its product as hypothetical. Lineage: Eukaryota; Oomycota; Saprolegniomycetes; Saprolegniales; Verrucalvaceae. The record is from RefSeq and is a predicted model, not a curated record. The transcript has 10 exons. The coding region runs from base 1 to 1263 and encodes 420 amino acids.
AUGAUCGGACAUGCAGCGGCCACGAUAGCGCUCAUUUCUGUCGCCGUCCAUGGAGUGUUCUUCUAUGCGGACUUCAACGAAACUCUGGGACUCACGCUAAACGGAAACUCCGCAACGACAAAUUGCAUCUUCAAACCGAUUAAUGCAUACGGUGUCAAUUACGCCGCCGCGGACGUGCUGGAAGCGCUGUUGGACGUCAUACAGUCUCAUUCUCUCGACCGAGUUACCCUCGACACGACAGAGACGUCUACACCUGCAUUCACUAAGCACAUUGCAUCAACCACAGCCAUGUUUGGACACCGCGACACAUAUCAGCCUUCCCUGCAAAGUGAGUGUCCUGUUCGUGUGAGGCUCACCGGAUCCCAGCCUCAUCAAGCUUCCUCUGUUUGGUACAACGACCCUCUUAAUGUCCUUGACGGGUUUGAGACAAGAUUUACGUUCCAAAUUUCGGACCACGCCAAGCGAUGCUACGAUGUGAAAACACCCAACUUUGGGCUCACUUCGUAUCAGUCUUGCGUAGUCCACGGAGGCGAUGGCUUUGCCUUUGUCGUCCAUGGCGACCCGAACGCCACGUUUGCGUUGGGCGCAUCGGGACAAGGACUCGGUUGGUCAAGCAUUUCACCAGCUCUCGCCGUGGUGUUUCACACGGGACCAAACGGUGGUAGCCCCACUUCAGACGCGCUCCUCGUCGACCACGUCAGCCUACACGCAUCAAGUAAUGCUCCUGGCAAUCCUCCACUGCUUCUAUCGGCCCCAGUUCCCGUUGAUAUCGCCGAUGGCACGAUUCACAUCGUCAAAGUUCGCUACUACAACUCCAUGCCUCAGCAAUACUUUGCAUACCUGUCGUCCGCGCCAGACGCAGUGCCGUUCAUGAAGGAUAUGUCGGAGGAGCGGCGUGUGGGCUGCGUCGUCGUUUUCAUGGACGACGGCAUCAACUCCGACACGCCUCUCUUCGCGGUGCCGAUCAAUUUGGCCGUUGCAUUAAUCUUGCCAAACGAUCAAGCUUACAUUGGAUUCACGGCCGCAACGGGACAUGCGUGGGAGAAGCACGACGUGUUGUCUUGGUACUAUUGUGCUGCGCCGCCCUGCUUGAAUGCCAACGGAGCAAUUGUCGCGCUCGAUUUUGACUACGAAACGCAGAGCAAGCUCAAUGCGGCAUCGUACGGCACAGGGCUGUACCCAGAGCUCAUUUUUCCUGACACUGGAGCGUGGGGCCUCGACCAGGCGUACUUUGCCCCACAAGUACCGCGCGGUGUGUCGUAGUGGAAUGUUCAAGUACAUUUGGUAGAGCAGCUGGCUAUUUGAAUGCACGGUAUUGAGCA